This is a messenger RNA of Caenorhabditis briggsae, 966 nucleotides long. Lineage: Eukaryota; Metazoa; Nematoda; Chromadorea; Rhabditida; Rhabditidae. The transcript is spliced from 3 exons. The coding region runs from base 1 to 966 and encodes 321 amino acids. Gene Ontology annotation, biological process: innate immune response. Gene Ontology annotation, molecular function: protein binding. The record is from RefSeq and is a predicted model, not a curated record.
AUGCCAGAUUUGGCUAUGAAUCUUAUAUUAUCAAAAUCCGAUUUUCGAUCCAUUCUGGUCCUCCGAAAAGUGUGUAAAGACCUCCGAAAUUUUAUUGAGGACACCGAACCGGAUCUGCAAAUUCGCUCUAUGGAAAUUUCUACAGUACCCUCGAAACAAAAUAAUCCGAAAAUUUCUGUAUAUUUUAUUGGACAAUUUGGACAGCACCAUCAUAUAUCGUAUCGAAAACACAAGAGCGGAUGCCAAGAAAUCUAUGGGAACCGGAAGAGUUUAAUGAAGAAUUCGGAUCAUUUUCAAGUCUUUCGCGAAGAUAUGAAUUGGAUUUUUAAGCAUCAAAAAUCCAUUUUGAAGUUUUUCGGUCUCAAUUUAACAAGUCAGGGAUCUGAAAUUUUGGAAAUUCUGAAAAAUAACCCAAUGAAAAUGGAAUAUCUUCGAGUGACAGCAGAUAAGACUCAAAUCUUUGAAAUUUUACGCUCUGUAUCACCAGGCGUUCUUAAAAUAGCUGAACUGUAUUUUGUGAAGCCAGGAGAAGUGUCAAUUCAAGAAUGGAAAGGUUUAAAAUGCUGGGAAUCCGUGGAAGAGUUUUAUGCUGAAAAUCUGGUUAUCUCAGGAUCAGUAACGGAUCUUGGGCAUUUUUCCAAAGCUGUGAUUACGGUUUUUCAAGUCACACAGGAUGAAUUGUUUCUUAUGAAAGAGAUUUUCUUGAUCACCCCGAAAUUCCAAAAAUUUAUUGUUCACUACAAACAUUUCGUAGAAGAAGGCAUCUCCGAAUUGAGAAGAGACAUUCAUGAAGUCCGGAAACUUCUCGAAAUCUUUGGACCACCAAAUGUGGACGGUGGACGUUACGGAAAAAAAUGGUACUACAGAAUACCAAAUUCAGAAGACGUGCUUCGUUUUUCAUUUUGUUUGAAAAGUUCUGAAUUUACUCGGCUGCCUUCGUUUUCCGUUCCAAAAGGAGCUAUUUGA